GUAGGUCAUUGGUUUGUGAUCAGACGUAUAAGGUGAGAUGUGUGCUGUAUAAUAACCCCCGUACCCUGCCUCCUCAGCCCCUGCAUCUACCAUUCAAUCUUUUCGCCUGCUGAACUCAUCGUCUCGAGAUUCUCAGCUUCGAUAUAAGGUCCCAUUCCCAAUCAGGCUGCUUUCACUUCCCACUAAGACUACAUUCCUCCCGUCGACAUCUGGUCUUCGACCACAAUGGCCAGCAUUCUAGCCCAACAGCCCACCCACCCGGCGCAAUUCCGUACCGACCGUGACGGUCUGGCUUUCGAAGCGUUAUGCGAUGAGAUUGAGCACGCCGACAUCCUUGCAGACCAAGCCACCAAGCAGAGAAACCAAUCAGAGGAAGAACAAGAUGGCGGAAAUUCCAAAUUCGAUGCUGAGAAAGACAAGACGCAGUUUCGACAAUACGAGAAUGCUUGUGACAGAGUCAAGAACUUCUACAAAGAACAACACACCAAGCAAACUGUAGCAUACAAUCUCAAGGCUCGAAACGACUUCCACACCAAGUCACGUGCCGAGAUGACCAUUUGGGAAGCCAUGGAGCGUCUGAACACCCUGAUCGAUGAGUCAGACCCGGAUACCGAGCUCAGCCAGAUUGAACACCUUCUCCAGUCCGCUGAAGCCAUGCGUCGCGAUGGUAGACCCCGCUGGAUGCAACUCACCGGCUUGAUCCAUGACCUGGGGAAGCUCCUGUUCUUCUUCGACGCCCAGGGCCAAUGGGACGUAGUUGGUGACACUUUUCCUGUUGGCUGCGCCUUUGACGACAAAAUCAUCUACGGCAACAAAUCAUUCUCCGAGAAUUCUGACUUCCAAGACCCGGUCUACAGCUCAAAGUACGGCAUCUACUCACCCGGUUGCGGCAUGGACAAGAUCAUGCUCUCCUGGGGUCACGAUGAAUACUUGUACCAUGUCGUCAAGGACCAGUCAAAGUUGCCCGACGAAGCUCUCGCCAUGAUUCGAUACCACAGUUUCUACCCGUGGCACCAGCAGGGUGCAUACAGGGAUUUCAUGGUGGAGAAGGACCAUGAAAUGCUCAAGGCUGUCAAAAGGUUCAACCCGUACGAUUUGUACAGCAAGAGCGACGAGAAGCCCAGUGUUGAGAAACUCAAGCCUUACUAUAUGGAGCUGAUUGACGAGUAUUUCCCUACCAAGGUCAUCAAGUGGUAGCCUUUCAGUAUAUUUGCACAUGGGUUUGAGCGUUUGACCUACCUUUUGCUUGCUUUGGGCAUUGCUGUGGCCGCUGGGACGGUAUAUGUGACGACGAUCUCUUUUGAAACGGAAAAUCCAGCGUCAUGAUAGAUACCUACUGGGACAUAGAUUGCUGGUGCAUGGAGGCUGAGAUUCUUCAUACGAAUACAACGACCUACGAUGUAAUGCAGUGACCACACUGCCAUGAUCAUCUCC
Messenger RNA from Exophiala viscosa, 1434 nucleotides. RefSeq names its product inositol oxygenase. The record is from RefSeq and is a predicted model, not a curated record. Gene Ontology annotation, biological process: inositol catabolic process. Gene Ontology annotation, molecular function: inositol oxygenase activity; iron ion binding. The coding region runs from base 226 to 1197 and encodes 323 amino acids. The transcript is spliced from 2 exons. Gene Ontology annotation, cellular component: cytoplasm. NCBI's taxonomy places the organism in Eukaryota, Fungi, Ascomycota, Eurotiomycetes, Chaetothyriales, Herpotrichiellaceae.